Dacryopinax primogenitus is the source of this 6086-nucleotide messenger RNA. RefSeq names its product ARM repeat-containing protein. The record is from RefSeq and is a predicted model, not a curated record. The coding region runs from base 297 to 5993 and encodes 1898 amino acids. Gene Ontology annotation, cellular component: membrane; endocytic vesicle; Golgi apparatus. Gene Ontology annotation, biological process: intracellular protein localization; endocytosis; retrograde transport, endosome to Golgi. Lineage: Eukaryota; Fungi; Basidiomycota; Dacrymycetes; Dacrymycetales; Dacrymycetaceae. The transcript has 19 exons.
CAAGCAUAUCCUCAGAUAAGAUCCUAUUUUUCGACGAGGCACACUUCAAGGGUGACAGUGGGGAGGUAGACUUGUUCCAGUGGCUGAGACAACUUGACGCUGCCUUGGAUAAACUACCAAAGCCUGAAGUUCGUGCUCGCCUUGAAGCACUGGAAAUAUUUCUUGUAAAGAUAGCCACUGGCGCUGAUGCGCUGCCUUUUCCGGGUCGUCCCAUUCGACACGCUCUGUCCCGAUGCUUUGUGAAGCUUUACGCUCGAGCUGAAUCAAGAACUCUCUACGACACUCUGCAGGCUCUUAUGAAGUUUACUGUAGAACCAACACCGAAGCCAGGAGACAAGGACGUCAGAAUCUGCGCUCUCUACUGCAUGGGCGAGCUUAUGGUUACGUAUGGAUCUCAAAUGAUGUCACUCGUCGCCGAUCUGGUCACUAUGAGCCUGAAGUUCUUCAAAUCAACCAGUCAUUCAGUCUUACUUCGAUAUCAUGCGGCUGCGACGAUUUCCAAGUGUAUUCAGAGCACUGCAAAGGCGAUACCGGAAUCCACAGUCAAAGAUCUGUUGAAGACAUUCAGGCAUGGCAUGGGUGACAAGGCCCCGGCCAUUCAAAGGGUCUCGGCUGAUAUUGUCACAGGAAUACAAAGACAACUGGGGCAACUCACGAUACAGGAAACAGAUAAUUUCGUGCAACUUUGUUUGCGGUAUAUGGAUUCAGCGGAUCAUACGACUCGCAGGCACUUCGCCGAGGUAAGCGGCAUUCACCUAGCAGCCUCAGUGAGCACGCCACUUGUCAAUCAGGAAACUACUGCUCGACCAGAAAGGAAGGGCGCUGGGGAAGACGAAGAGGAGAACCCUCCGGAGUCGACAAAGUCAAAUGCACCGUCCGUUACUCUGCAAUCGGUGUUGUCGCAGCUUUCCACCUCAUUCAACAAAUCCACAGGGUCUCUUCGAACACGAGUUGGCAUUGUUCAAAUUUACACCACUCUCUUGAAUGAACUUGGCCCUACCUACGUCGAAACAAAUUAUUCAGUGUUCGCGAGACAUUUUCUAGUCGACAUCAUCGGUCAUCCCAAAAACCAAGUGACGCUCCACGAAACGUUGCGAGUACGCAAAUUCGUCAGUGUCAUAUUGCGGGACUUGGUGGGAGUUCGAAUGCUCAGUGAGCAAGGCCAAAUUGGCGCGAUUCAAGACUUGAUCACCAACUAUCUCCGAAGAUGGCCUGCCCUGAUGCCCGGCCAGAACGCCCCGCACCGCUUGACCCUUGUCGCAGCUCUGAAAGAAGUAUCAGAACUACUUCAGCAGCUCGGAAAUGCUCCUCAGUUCUUGCAGAACGCGCUUACUACCCCUGUCGUGCGACUACUUGAACACCCGGACCAUGCCGUUCGAAUAGCCGCAUCCUACUGUUUGCAACAAUUCUGUCUUGUUGUUCCACGCCGCCUCCAGCUGAUAGCAGAUGAUCUCGCCGCCCAGCUUACCAAAGGAGUGGCCGCUUUACUCGUCCCUGGCGCAAACAGAGAUGCCCAGGACAGGGCUCUGGGUCAAGCAACAGGCCUUGCCGGACUUUUCAGUUUAUUUCCCUAUCGCCACCUCUAUAUCUCGUACGACGUCUGCUCGAAAGUCUUGGAAAUGGCCAUGCAGCUUCUAAAAAGAGCGGGCGAGCAUGACCUGACUCUAGCUGCUGUUGAAGUAGAAAUUUCGUGGACUCUGAUAUCGGCUCUCGUAACCUUGGGACGACACUUCGUCCAUCCGCACAUGUCCCAGUUACUUACUCUUUGGCGCAACACGUUCUCGAGAUCAUCUGUUAAAGACACCGAAGAUAUUCAAUCUCGAUUCUCAGCCGAAGUGGCAUUCCUUCUGCACGUUCGACACUGCGCGUUGGGUGCGCUGUUGCAAUUUUUGACACACAAUUCGGGUCUUUUGACAACACUUGAUGUUGCGCGACGCGUUGGGGCGAGCCUGUCGAGCGCCCUGUCAUUUGCAAACAGCCUUGCCAGUGACGGCUAUGACGAAGAACUAGAUUCCAAAUCACCUCUACCCCAUGUCAAGGCAACAACAUCGGAGUUAGAGGUUAUGUUCAAGUGUCGCAUGUUUCAAUGUUUUGCAGCGUUCGGUACUUCACAUAUCAACGAAUCUGCUCAGGCUGCAGUGAUCGACUCCGCCAUGACAGUCUUUAGUGGACCAGAUUUGUACAGAGGGUCACAAGUUCAAGCGGCCAUCGCGGCGUCUGCUGGUUCCUUUGUAUCAAUCUGGGAAUGUAAUGAUGGCUAUGCGUAUGGCAUCUCUACGCACGACUGGUCGGCGAAUGUUGAGAAUCAUAGCCCGUAUGGUGGGCGGGAAGAUAAAUCGGCCCGAACACAAGAUAGCGUCGAAUGGGGUAUCAUUCAACAGCUACAGCAACCAGUGCUUGGCUCCUGUGAAUGUGAGCCAUUGUGCCUACUCACUAAUAUCUCGGCCGAAGAGCGUUCGUGGCCUGAGCCCCCCCCUGCUGCUAGUAGAUUGGUAGAUGCAGCUCUCGACGUCUUCGCGGUGUUCCUGGCACAUCAGUCGACACUCACCUGUGACAGGGUGUGGACUGCGGUCUUAAAUAAUGCACAAUCUCCUCGCCUUGAGCGCAAUCCUGGAAGAAAAAUUGCAACUACAAUGAAUGUGGCAGGCGCUCUCCUGCACAUCCUUUGCUGGGCUGAUCGUGAAAGUCGAGACGGAUUCGCUAGUGUAGCUCUAUACUCUCAUAUCAUUGACUUUUUGAAGGGGUGUCUCAGUCAUCCCGAUCAGAAGCUGCGAAAGACAGCAAGCGAAGCCUAUGGACUUACCGCGAGCCGUCUUGACACAGGGGCCCUCACAACACAAGUGAAAGGACUGGUGGAUCAAGUGCUCUCUAACCGGGAUCCUAAUAGCCGAGCGGGCUGCGCGAUGGCUCUCGGGUCUCUAUACACCUCGGUUGGAGGAUUAGCCGCGGGCCCCCUGCUGAAGACCAUCGUGAACGUCCUCAUGUCACUUGGGAACGACCCUCAUCCACUUGUUCACUACUACUCCUUGCAGUCUCUCUCAACGGUUAUUGAUGCCGCCAGUCUUUCCUAUGAGCCACACAUACGGAGCACGCUCGGAAUGCUCGCUAAGCUGUACAUGUCAGACGCGCACGAGCCUGAAGGGAGACGACACACAGUCUCAGCCGGGCUGAAUGACGUCCCCGUGUAUGCCGUCAUAUGCGAAAUUGAAGACAGCAUGGUUGCUGUCUUGGGGCCGGACCUGAGGGACUCAACAAGAUUUCGAAACUUGCUGCUUUGCCUAGUCCAAGAGUUUUCUGUUGAGGUCGAUGAGGCUGUGGUCGUCGAAGCAAUGCGCUGCUUACAGCACUGUCUUAUGUUCGCCCGAGACUUUCUCGAUGUACCGAUGAUUGUGCUGCGACUCCGAAAAUAUCUGUCCUCGCCGCGAACACCGCUGAAGUUCUCAGCCGUAAAUGGACUAUACUUGCUGGUGCAGAAGGAUGUGUUGCUUGUCUCCAAAUAUGGGGGGGACGAGUUGGCAGAAGCACUGUUUGCUAUGCUUGAUGCCGAUGCAAGCGUUGAUGGAGUGCAUGCUAUAUUGACGAGUUGGCUUUCACAAACUGUAACGGCCAAUCCUUCGGCUUGGAUCUACCUGUGCCAGAAAAUUAUGUCACAAGCAAACAACUCUCAACGAGCUCUGAAACCCGAGGCCCCUUCGAAUACCGCCCAAGACGACGAGUCGGAGUCUCUGCAAGUUCCUGGUGAAUCGAACGGGGAGAAGGGAGGCGACCGACGUGCAAUCGGCCGGUGGCGAACCCAACUCUUCGCUUUGCAAUGCCUGCAUAACAUCUGCAAGACUCUGUCGGCUGCCGGCUUACGAGAGCACGUUGACUUGCGCUAUGCCAAGACAUGUGGUCUUGAAAUGUCUAAUCUCCUUGCCACGAAGGUCCCAGAACUCAUUAGAAUGGCAUUCACAGCUUCUACUGCCUAUGUAACGGAGAUCCGCCUGGCUGGCUUGAUAGUCUUACGGGACAUUGUAGAGAUUUUCGCUGAUUCACCUGACCCGGAUGUCGAAGGGUCCCUGCUACUUGAACAGUACCAGGCACCCAUUGCAGCAGCUUUGACUCCUGCUUUUUCCGCUGACUCCACGCCAGAGCUACUAGCCUCAGCAGUCGAGGUUUGUGCCAUCUUCAUUGGAUCAGGAGUUGUAGAGGACGGCUCAAAGAUGGGUCGCAUCCUAAAACUUUUGACAACGGCUUUGGAACAGUGUGCAGGAGCAAGCAACUUGACACUUGGUGAAGGUGGACAACUUGGCCCAAACGCCUCUGUCAUGCUACGAGUUUCAAUCAUUUCUGCCUGGGCUAAACUCGCAAUGUCAAGCCACCAAAGAACCUACCUUGAGGCAAUAAUACUUCCACAUCGCCCGGUUUUGGCUGCGCUCUGGGUUGAAAGCGUAAUCGAUUACACUCGACUUAAAGCACAUUCGGAAAUGACAGCAGACCCCGAAGAGCUGACAGGCCCUGGGAUGUCUAGCUUGAUAUUGGAAAAAGAUGUCACCCUGCAGUAUUAUGCAGAUGCGUGGUGGUACAUUCUGGGCGCAAUUUCUCUAUUCAUGCAGCAGAAUGAUCAGAAUCUUCUCGCCCCGCUUAAUGGAGCAAGGCUAAAGGGCGCACCUGUCACUAAUGGUGUCUCUCACCUGGAAACAUCGGAGCCAUGUUUGCUUUACCCCGUGCUAUUGGGGCUCGCCUGUCAAGUUCUGUUGGACGACAGCUCUAUUGAUGCUGUCCGACUCCUGGCCGAACAACGAGUAAUCACUUUACAGUUCUUAUCUGAGCUCCUGAGCUCCCACUACUCCGGCACGAAACCAAUGCAGCGAGGCAUAUUUGGAGAGCUCACUGCAAUGCUUUAUCGAUUUGCUCUUGGUGGGCCACCCGCUAUUCUAUCUGGUGUAUUGCGCGUGUCUGGUGCCCUCGCCCGACGCUGUUCACCAUCGGUCAAUGUUUCAUGGGAGUUAUCUGAAAAUGCGGUAGAUUGUCUACGCGUCGUUGUAUGCGUUCUUCGUCGAGUCGCGUCAUCCAGAGCGUUGACAGAACCUGAUGGGAUGGUCAUUGAUUCUGGAGGCCUGUAUAAUGUUGCUGUAGAGACAAUGCGCCAAAUCACUGAAAAAUGUGAUACUGUGGUGCACGAAAGCGUAAGGCUGAUCGCAUUGGCGACACUCGUAGACCGUUUGCGAGAAGAAUCCCCAGCUACAUCUAGCAUUGGAGGUUUCUUAGCCGCCCUAAAGACACUGCUGUCUUGGCCGUCAACCGCCGGAGAAAAUGCUCCGGCCUGGAAAUUAAGGAGUGACCAAUCAGUGCAUGCACUCUUAUCGGCCUGCGUGAUCAACAUAGAAGCGAUCAGUGGACGACGUGGCCCAGAGGUCACCAUGAAAUUGCAGAACAACAUGCUCGCCGCUGCGGUGGUAAUCUCCAUUGCUGCGCAAGGAACAACCUUCAGUUAUCCUCUCGUAGAACAGUACAACUCUUUGUUGAUCCAACGGCUCGGAGAUUCUGAUGCAGAAAUCGCGCUUGUGGCACGUCAAUGCGCCAACAUUUUGAUUUCUUCCGCACCAACGGGCCCCCCUAUCUUGCGAGUGUGUUGUCGACUCUUGCUGCCAGGCUUAGUUCACCUGGCUCUGGAUGCCGCUUGUGACAUUCCGGAAGAACGCCAACGGCUUCUGGAUUCAACUCUGAAAGUUGCCAACCCGGCUCAAAUCCCGAGAUUGCUAUGUGUUUUAUUGCCUGUGUACGUGGCGUAUUUGCAACAUGACGCUGCCACGAAAAUCCACAAGCUCGGGGAAAAUGACGUCCUUAACCUAGCGUCUCAAUAUCCUGAAGCGUUCAGACGUACGACUCUUCUAUUGCACCCCAGUACACGCGCAAACAUGGAGACGGCGUUACGCCAAGCAGCUUCCUCGACAGGAAGAGUGCCCCUCCAGCCAAAGAGACAGAUAGCAUUACGGCAGUUUCAAACGUGAGGCCUGAAAUCUACAUUGAGUCUUUGUUGUAGCUAUUAUUUGAACGGCGUGACGUGCAUUUGUCGGUGUCUGGCCACAUUCCAUUGCUCCACC